CGCAUGAGCCCUAUAAUAUUAUGAUGAUGAUGAUGGGAGAGCGCGCACAUGCGCGGCUGUCGUUAAAUGGACCUCUGGAGAGCGCACAUUUCGAGCACGGUACUUAUAACUGUGUGGCAGCACGUACGAUGCGUCUGAUUAUUUUCUUUUCCCAAGCCUUGUUGACUAUGAGUGCACCUCGUAACGAUAUAGAGAAAAACGCAGAUAUGCUUCUCAAAGCUUAUAUAUAUAUAUAUAUAUAUAUAAGUAUCUGUGAAACUUUUAGCGAGGUUUCGUCGACGCUUGAUUGAUAUAAAUCUGAUGAAAUAUUGACGUUUCUCGAUCAUCAAAGUUUGACAAUAAUUAAUAUAAGAAUAACACAUCGAAGUAUUUGCAUUCCCUUCAACAUUUGUAUUAUCGUUAGACAUACAAUCUAUUUCUUUUCACAUCAGUUUACACUUAAAUACAUAGUCCAAAUAGUAAUACAGUCUAUGCAUAAAUGCGAAAUCGUUUGGUCUUUUCAUACUUCACUAAUUAAUGCGCAUCAACUCGUUUCCACGAAUAUGACAGACCUGUACGUACGCUUAUUAUCUUGGAUCUUUCCGACUUGCGAAUUUCUGAUUAUCGUCCGCAGGUUCCACGCUCUGUUCUCGCCUUAUGCUCGUUAUUGAGAAUUCAGGGCAUGAUUUUCCAUUCUCUCCUGCGAUUUCUCUAGUUCAUUACCGCCAUUGUCUAUAUAUUACUCGCAGCGAGUGUAAGACAUUGCUCUUCACGAUCUAGUUUUCUCAUAGUCCAAUCGCUGCACCGCUAUACCUAUAUAUAUAUAUAUAUACUCUUGAUGUUGGGUUCGCGUGUCGACAGUCCUUUCAUGCGGUUUUUGCGCGUUUUCCAUUCAAUGUUUACAAAUAAUUACGAGUCGUUCAAGCAUAUACAAAUAGACGCGAAUAUAGAAGAGUCUAACAGACUUAUUGCGUGAAUUGUGAUGAAGUUGUAUAAUUUUAUAGUACCCAAAUUUGCAUAAAAAAUGCUGAAAUAAUAUGACCACGAAGCUUUAGCAUACCUCAUUUGUUUCCAUUAAACUGGUUCCUUUCCAUGACUACAUAUCCUUCGUAGUUUAUUAAUCUAACGCAUUCUUGUAAACUUCAAAUAUAAAAGUAACGAUUACGUAGAGUUGAUUGAGUUGCAAGUUGCACGAGCAAGAGUCUUUCACGAAAGACAUAUUGCUGCGAAACUUGCACAUGGUCAAAGUGCGUGUGGGCGCAAGAUGUAUAAUGUACACUGCGCGCAUCCAAAUAUACGAUUAUAUGCGGAUAAAAUUGCGAAACAAACAAUAUUAUGAUAACCCGAGUGCGCACAAUCACCUGUCGUACAGUCUGGAAAGAUUUAUCGGAAUUAUCUCGCGCUCCUCGGCUCUUGCGCAAAAUAUCAUUCAUUACGAAGACGAAUUUAACUUUGCCUUUGAAUUGCAGUUCGAAUCAAUAAAGAUUAUUUAUUCAAAAAGCGAAAAAUUCGUUGGACUUUGAUGAGAAGCAAAUCAUCGUAAUUUAUUUGAAAUGCCUGCAUUUUUUUACAACAGAGAAUAUAUGACUGUAUAUAGUUCAAUGAAUAAUGUACACCACAUCGUAAUAUUGAAGUAUUAUAUGUAAAAGAUGACAUGUUUUCAAAUCUUUCCUUGUGUAUACAUUCUCAUUUAGACUCGUCAAUAUUCAAAGUAAUUUAUGAACAGCUGGUAAGUUUAAAUUAUAAAAACAUUGACCCAUUUUUAAACACGAUCGUUUGGAGCCUUGUACUUGUACGAAAAUUAUAAACACUGAAUCCUAUUUCAAUAACGUAUAAUAUUGCAUCGAUUUGUUGAUAUCAUUCGUAUGAUUAAUACAAUUUGGUAACUUCUUAUAAACGGAAUAAAAAUUUAUUGCCUAAUCUUGGAGACUUGAUACUGUCUGUCAAAAACUACAUUAAUACGCACUAUGAAUUAUUUGGAAAGAAUCUCAUUGAUUUAUCAUUCCAAAUAAACAAUCGAAUAAUUUAGAUUGCCGCCUCUAGACGAUCAUUUUUUACUAGUCCGAACGCGCCGAUACGAGGUUUGUCAUAACCCUUCAUAAAAAUAGCUACUCGAUAUCAUGUUGAGAAUUGAAACUAUAUGCAAAACCGUUAACCCCCGCGAUUGGUUUUCCAGAAAUGUAGACUCUAUUGAAGCUUUAAAAUGCCAUCGUAAGCCACAUCCCCUAAAAAGCUAGAAUAGCCAGAUUAACGUAAUCAGCUAGCCAAUGCUCAAUACCCUCAUGGCAAUGGCGUUUCCGAUAAAGUGUCAUUGUUACCCUCUGCAAAAUUCGCCAAUGAACUCGCGACUGCAAUCGCUACAUACGUGCAUCGGCCGCGUAAUCUUCCACGGUCGAAUUUCAUCGAGGGGCCAAUGCUGCGUUCGCAUACGUAUCGGGUCAAUAGGUCGCGGAUCCGUCUUGGAUAGCGAUACGGAUUCGGUAUAAAAGGCCCGGGUCCAGCGGCAGUCAGCAUGCACAGCACCUUGUAUCACCAUGCGCUUCAGCAUAGUGUUCUUGGCUUUGUUCGCCCUUGCGGCAGCAAUCCCCACCACACCGAAACUCCACGCUGCUGACCAGGAUAUCCUGAAGAAGCAGCAACAUGUGAUCCACCUGCUGGAGAACAUCGUUGGCGAGCUGCCACACCAGUACCUCUACGAGAUCGGCUACAAAUACGAAUUCGAACCGUACCUCCAGAACUACGAGAACCCGUCCGUCGUCAAGUACUACCUCGGUCUGGUCAAGACUGGUCAUGUACAGCCCAAGGGAACCCCAUUCUCGGUCUCGGUCAGCCAGCUCCGCAAGGAGGUUGCCCUCCUGACCCAGAUCUUCCUGGGAGCCAAGGACUACGAAACCUUCCUGAACACCGCUGCCUGGGCCCGUGUCUAUGUCAACCAAGACCAAUUCGUCAAGGCCUUCUCCAGCGCUGUCAUCCAGCGCCCGGACACGCAAGGAGUCAUCCUUCCCCCAGCGUACGAAGUCUACCCACACUACUUCUUCGACACCAGGAUCAUCCAGAAGGUGCACGACUACAUGAACCAGUACGGCUACGAGCACCACGGCGAGGGCGAACAGCACCACGAGCACGUUCACCACAUCCACGUCAACUACACAUCUUACCUCCCCUUCGGAGAGAACCAGAUCGCCUACUUCACUGAGGACAUCGGUCUGAGCGCCUACUACUCCUACGUCCACCUGUCCAGCUACAUCUUGCACCACGGACAGCAGCUCCACGGUUACGGGCAGAAGUACCCACAAGGCGGAUUCAAGGGAGAGGGAGAGUACCACCACCACCACGGACACGUCGGCCACGGUGCCCACUUCUACUACAUCCACCAGCAAUUGCUCGCCCGUUACAACCUCGAGCGUCUCGGACAGGGUCUCGAGCCCAUCAGAGAACUCGACAACUACUGGGAGCACAUCGAGACCCCGUACAAGCCGCACUUGCGCUACCUCAACGGCGUGAACUUCCCCGGCCGCGACGAGCACCACUACAUCACCCCCAGACACCACAACUACGAACUGAUCAAGCUCGUCCGUGCUCUCGAGCGCAGAAUCGUCGACGCCAUCGACCUCGGUCACGUCAUCACACCCCAGGGUGCCUUCCUCUCGCUCUACCAGCCCGAGGGUCUGAACAUCCUCGGACAGAUCAUCGAGGGAACCGGCCACAGCAUCAACCCCAGAUACUACGGCAGCUACCAGGCCGUCGCCAAGCAGCUCCUCGGCAACGCCCCCGAAUUCAACAACAUCUACGAGUACAGCCCAUCCGCUCUUGAGCUCGGCCAGACCGCCGUCCGCGACCCGAUCUUCUACCAGCUCUACAGCAAGAUCAUCGAACUGUUCCACUACUACCAGGAGGCUCUCCCCGCCUACCAGUACAACGACGUCGUCGUGCCCGGAGUACACAUCGAGAAGGUCCAAGUUGGCGACCUCGUCACCUACUUCAGCGACUACGAGGUCGAACUCGACAACGCCGUGCCCCACCCAGUUGAGCACCACCACCAACACGAGCACCAGCCCUUCCCCCACGUCAGAGCUCACCUCAAGAGGCUCGACCACAAGCAAUACGAGUACACCAUCCACGUCAACGCUGAGAAGCCCGUCCAAGGCGCCGUUGUCCGCGUCUACGUAGGACCCAAAUACAACUACGACGGACAGCCCAUCGACAUCAACGUCCACAGGCACUACUUCUUCGAACUCGACCAGUUCUACUACGACAUCGUCGAGGGACACAACGCAAUCGUCCGCAACUCUCACCAAGCCACCGGACAGAGCUACGACUGGCCAUCAGUCCAGCAGAUCAGAGAGCGCGUCGAGGGCGCCAUCAAGUCGCAGAACCCCUACUACAUCACCUACCCGCAACAGCUGUUCGGAUUCCCGGCCAGGUUGAGCCUUCCCAAGGGAACCAAGAGCGGAUUCCCCCUCCAAUUCUUCGUGAUCAUCACCGCCGGAAUCCACCACCAGCCCGAGCACUACGGACCAGUAGUCGAGGAGAACUGGAUGACCUACCAGCCCCACCACUACCAGAUCGUCAGCUCCGAGGACUACGAACAGUUCGCCCAGCACCCAGUCGACAAAAUCCACGGUGGAUACCAGAGCGUCGACGUCAUUCCCGACUUCGACAACCACGUCAUCACCGAAGGAAACUGGCACUGGGGCUACCUCUACAAGAAGUACCCAGGAAGCUACUACUACCCACACUGGCAACAAACCCACUACAGCUACGGUGGCGAGCAUCAUUACGAGCACCAUUACCCCGAGCAUCAUGAGGGUCAAUACCACGGCGAGCAGCACGUCGAGCAGCACGGUGAACACCACGGCGAGCAAUACCACGGUAAGCACCACCACGCUGGCGAGCAGUACCACGGCGAGCAGUACCACGGACAGCAGUACCACGGAGUCCACCACGGCUACGCUGGCGAGCAGUACCACGGCAAGACCCCCUACCACGGAGUCGAGCAGGGCAAGACCUACCACGGUGAGCAGUACCACGGAACCGCCCACCACGGCCACGGCUUCGAGCACGAGCACGAGUACUACGGCAGCGGACACUACCCAGGCGCCAGCGAGUACCACGGCACCUACCCGACCGGCACCUACAAGGGCUACCAAGGACACGAGGAGCAACUCCAGCAGUUCUACAACAACGAGUUCAUCGGCGACAUCAUCGGCGGAGCCAUAUCCCUCGACGGUAAGCCCCUCGGCUACCCCUUCGACAGGCAGCUCGCCCACAGCGCCUUCUACGCCCACAACAUCUACCUCAAGGACGUCGUCGUCUACCACCACGACGAGUACUUCACCGAGUACUAAGCUAUAUUUCAUUACGAUACUAUUUCUUCUCCUUUAAAUUGAGUUAAUGCAAAUGUUGUUGACGCUUGAGCGGCUCCGACGUUUUAAUUACCUUUGUGAUGAUAAAACGAGCAUUACGCCCUUGUUUUUCGCGCCAACGAUUCUACGCUGACGAUGUAAAAGCAAAAUAAUAAUAAAAAAAUUAUAUUUCAUGAGCGUACA
Messenger RNA from Nasonia vitripennis (jewel wasp), 5528 nucleotides. It is a transcript of the gene Hex110, whose product is annotated as hexamerin 109. The coding region runs from base 2514 to 5327 and encodes 937 amino acids. The transcript is spliced from 6 exons. The record is from RefSeq and is a predicted model, not a curated record. Lineage: Eukaryota; Metazoa; Arthropoda; Insecta; Hymenoptera; Pteromalidae.